UCUACUAAAGGAUUUGUCUUCCGAGAGAUUUCUUCAGUUCGAGCAAGCGCAAACAAAUUUGCAUCCUUUUACUUCUCAUCAGAUGGAAAGCUACUUGCUACUGGGGGUCAUGCUAAGAAGGCACUCAGCAUAUGUUAUGUCAUUGGAUUUUUACGCUAUCAAGGUUGACGUAAUGUGUUCUUGUGAUGGGUAUAGUGAGAUAAUAUUCUGGAGUAUCAACAACGGAGGAAUUGUCCAAAAUUUCAAGGGAGGUUCGAGACAUCUGAGAUUUCAGCCACGUCCUGGUGGACAUCUUGCAGCAGCUUCAGAGAAUGAUGUGAAACCGCAAGCUUGUGUGAGGAGAUUUGAGGGUCACACCAAGGGUUCACUGUGUUGGGACUCAUCUGGGAAUGUAUUGUAUCUACCAUUGAGGAGGAUGCAGUAAAGUCUGUUGAGCUGUGUCGCUGUGCAUGGCGCUAAUCUCUGCCUUGGCCUUGGCACCCUGGUCUGGCUGCUUCUGUAAACCAUGACAAGCAUGUCAAGCUGUUGAAAUGAACCGAUUCGAAGUUGUGAUCCACAAAUGUAAAUGGGCCCUUUUUUGUCGCAGUCGUUGUGUGCCUACCGGUCUGCUGCGCUGGUGAUGGACAAUCUAGAUACAGUAUAUUCCCCAACGCAUGCAGCACAUUGCUCAACUGUACAUACGGAGUAGAAUCUUUUGCUAACGGCUAACCCAGUGACUCCAGGAGGGUGGAUUGCUAGUGGUACCUGAUGAUAUAGUAUCAGUUUGACACCUGCAUCCUGAAAUCUGAAAUAUUUAUGGUCUGAAAGACUUGCUUCC
Triticum aestivum (bread wheat) is the source of this 817-nucleotide messenger RNA. RefSeq names its product transcriptional corepressor LEUNIG. Gene Ontology annotation, molecular function: transcription corepressor activity; protein binding. NCBI's taxonomy places the organism in Eukaryota, Viridiplantae, Streptophyta, Magnoliopsida, Poales, Poaceae. The transcript has 6 exons. The record is from RefSeq and is a predicted model, not a curated record. The coding region runs from base 83 to 424 and encodes 113 amino acids.